Linum trigynum is the source of this 900-nucleotide messenger RNA. The record is from the annotation of a GenBank genome assembly. NCBI's taxonomy places the organism in Eukaryota, Viridiplantae, Streptophyta, Magnoliopsida, Malpighiales, Linaceae.
AUGGAUCAAAGAAAUUUGGGUGAUGUUUUGGAAAAGGCCGUGUCUGAAGAAAGCUGGGGAAGGGAGCUUUUUGGGGACAUUCACAGAUACAGGAAGGAUGAUGGCGAUGUUGCUUGUGGGGAGGAAAUUCAUCGAUCAAAGAAUUUCAACUCUGAUUUAUUGGGAGGCCGGUCAACUACUUGUGAAGCUCUUGGGGGUGGUGAUGAGGUCCCUCAUGCGGAUAGGGUUUUUUGGGAUGUCCCAAAUGGUGAGAAGGGGGUGCAUUUAACUGAAUGGGCUGAAAGGGAAGUGGAGGCCCAAGAAAUGAAUCAAAAGGAGGGACUGAAAGGUGUUUUGGAGUCAUGGGCUUGGGAGCCCACGAAUUUGGGAGUUGAUAUAGGCUUGCAGGCUUUGUUUAAUUUCCUUAGCAUUCAGGUUUCUCAGCCCAAUAUGCUAAUGCUUUUGCAUCUUUGGAAAGCUUUUAUGGUCUGGCCCAUCUUCCACCUUUUUAAUCCUCAAGUGAAUUUAGAUGAUUUUGUGUCAACUUCCCUCCUGCCAUGCUAUCUCAAGCCACAAUAUCAAUCUGUUAUGUUGAGGGAAACUGAUGAAACGGAUGAAGCUUCUCCCAUGGCUAUUUUGCAGGCUACAUCUUCUGAGGAGGAAAAUAUGUUCCAGUAUAGUGAGUUGCUUGCUAAUAUUGUGAAGUUAGGGAUGGAAAACUCUUUAGAGUCUCCUGAUUUACCAAGAGAGAACACAAUGAAGGAGGUGCUAUCAAGAAGAAAGAAAGCACCUCCUUUAUCCCCACGGGAAAGAGCUCUUCGACUACUAGGAAUUGAGGAAGGUGAUGCCACUAGCAUUAUCACAGCCGGACGGCCACGCAGAAAUGGGUAUGCCCCACUCCGAAUUACUCAUGAUUUUUAA